Molecule: messenger RNA, 3989 nt
Organism: Prunus mume (Japanese apricot)
Lineage: Eukaryota; Viridiplantae; Streptophyta; Magnoliopsida; Rosales; Rosaceae
Source: RefSeq, a predicted model, not a curated record
CACACAAAUUAAAGACCGCGUCAGUAUGAAAAAGAAAAUCUAGCGUUUGAUGACUUGAAGUUGAAACGAAAGCUCCUCCACAUGGAAGGUGGUAGGAAACUGCUUCGUCAAGCCCUCAUAAAUCUAACCAGAGCGCCACUGCCAUACCCAAUUCUUUGAGCUUCUCCAUACUUUUAAUUAUCUGCCUCCUAUCUAUGACCACUCAACCAGUCUCUUCUUCUUCUCCUUCUUCUUCUUCUUCUCCAUAUGAUGUCUUUUUGAGUUUUAGAGGCGAGGAUACACGCACCAAUUUUACAGAUCAUUUGCACGAGGCUUUAGUCCGUAAGGGAAUCCGGACCUUCAUUGAUGGAGAGCUUGUAAGAGGAGAAGAAAUAUCGCCAGCCCUUGUCAAAGCAAUUGAAGAAUCAAGAAUUUCUCUCAUUGUAUUCUCUGAAAACUAUGCAUCUUCGAGGUGGUGCUUGGAUGAACUUGUCAAGAUCCUUCAAUGUAAAGAAUCAAAGCAACAAAUAGUUUUGCCCUUUUUUUACAAGGUGGAUCCCUCAGAUGUACGACACCAAAGAAGUAGUUAUGGUGAUGCAUUUGUUCACCAUGAACGCAUAUUCAAGGAUGACAAGGAGAAAGUGCUCAAAUGGAGGAGAGCUCUUACGGAAGCAGCAAAUUUGUCUGGAUGGCAUUUCAAGGAGGGAGAGUAUGAAACUACAUUUAUCAACAACAUCGUUGAUCAAAUCUUAAGCCAAGUACUGAGCCGCACAUAUUGGAAUGUGGCAAAGUACCCAGUUGGAAUUCAAUCUCGUGUACAAGAUGUGGAAAGGCAUUUAGAUGUUGGUGGGAAUGAUCGUCGCAUGGUUGGGAUAUGGGGGACAUCUGGAAUAGGCAAGACAACAAUUGCAAAAGCUAUAUGGAAUGCAAUUGCACAUAAAUUUGAAGGAAGUUGUUUCUUGUCAAAUGUUAGAGAAAAUUCAAUGUCAGAUGGAGACUUAAUCAAACUACAGGAGGCUCUUCUUCAUAAAAUUCUUGGCGGAGAAUGGAAAAUUCGUAGUGUUGAUGAAGGAAUUGGUGUCAUAAAAGAACGGUUGAGCCAUAAAAAAAUUCUCUUAAUUCUUGAUGAUGUGAAUCAAUUGAAGCAAUUAGACAAUUUGGCUGGUGUUGGUUGGUUUGGUGAGGGAAGUAGAGUCAUUACAACUACACAAGAUCGCGGAUUGCUAAAAUGUCAUGGAAUUGAUUUGAUAUACGAGGUCCAAAAGUUAUAUUUCAACCGAGCUCUUGAGCUUUUUAGUUUCAGUGCCUUCGGAACCAACAAACCUCCAAAGGAUUAUUGGGAACUCGCACAUCGUGCACUAGUGUAUGCUCAAGGCAUUCCACUAGCUCUAACACUUUUAGGUUCUCAUCUUCGUAAUAAAGACAAAGAUCGUUGGCAAGAUAUUUUAGAUAGUUAUGAAGGAGAACCAUAUACAGGUAUUCAAAAAAUACUUCAAAAAAGUUAUGAUGCCUUGGAAAAUUCCAUGCAACAAUUUUUUCUAGACAUCGCAUGUUUCUUCAAGGGUGAAAAGAAGGACUAUGUUCUACAAAUAGUAAGCAAUUCUAAGAACAAGGUCUCCCGAGAUUGUAUUGAAGUACUCAUUGAGAAGUCAAUGAUAACUAUUGACUAUGGUAGGAUUCAGAUGCACGACUUACUAGAAAAACUGGGCAAGGAUAUAGUUCACGAAGAAUCCCCCAAUGAUCCUGGCAAGCGUAGUAGAUUGUGGUUUUACGAGGAUGUUGAACAAGUUCUAACGGAAAGUAUAGGAACAAGAAAUAUUAAAUUCAUCAUGGUGAAGCUUCCAGACCCAGCUGAGAUAACCUUAAAUCCAGAAUGCUUCCGUAAUAUGGUAAAUCUUGAAAUUUUCAUAAACCGUAAUGCAUCUCUAUAUGGGCACAUUAACUAUCUGCCCAACGCCUUAAGAUUGAUUGAUUGGGAUAGAUGUCAGUUACAAUCUUUGCCACCCAAUUUUCAAGCAAAUCAUCUUGUUGAGUUCAAUAUGCCUCACAGUCAUAUCAAACAAUUGGAUGGAUUUAACUUUAAGCAUUCGCCAAAUCUGACAAUUAUGAAUUUGAAGGGUUGUCAAUUCUUAGAAAAAAUUCCUGACUUAUCUGGAAUCCCAAACAUAAAGUACUUGAAUCUAAGCAUGUGCACACGUUUGGUUGAGGUCGAUGGUUCUGUUGGAUUUCUUGAUAAACUUGUUGAAUUGGAUCUUUCUGGAUGCUUUAAGCUUAUGAGGUUUGGAACAACGCUUAGAUUGAAAUCGUUGGAACAACUUAAUCUAUUUGGAUGUGAAAGGCUUGAGAGUAUCCCAGAAAUAGAAGUCGAGAUGGAAUCACUACGGACUUUGGACAUAUCAGGAAGUGGCGUAAGAGAAUUGCCUUCACCAAUUGCAUAUCUUACUGGUCUUGAAAAAUUACACGCUGAUUAUUGUGAGAACCUUACAAUUACGGUGAACUCCGAAUUGCUUCCCAACCUAUAUCAAUUUAGUCUCAUGGGAUGCAAUGUAUCAAAAAUUAAUUUCCUCCUGCUCCUUGAUUGCUGGUCCACAGUAACAGAACUUUAUCUAUCGGGAAACAAUUUCGUCAGUCUUCCGAUAUCCUUUAGCAAAUUUGUCAACUUGCUAAAUCUUUACUUGAGUGAUUGCAAGAGUCUUCUGGAAAUUCCAGAACAAGUGCUCCCACGAAGAAUAGAAUUAGUAUCGCUGGAUAACUGCACAUCAUUGGAAAAAAUUCCAAAACUGGCUUGGGUAUUGCUGGAUAACUGCACAUCAUUGGAGAAAAUUCCAGAAAUCUCACCGGUGAAUUACAAAUUUAAUCUGAGUUUGGCCAAUUGCGUUAGACUACGUGGCUACGACAUCACAGAAAAUAUUUUUCUGAAUCAGGCUUCUGUUUCUUCUCCGCAUUCUCAUUUCGACAUUAAUCUUCCAGGCGAUGAAGUUCCAAAGUGGUUCAGCUGUUGUAAAGAUGCAACAACAGUUACACAUUAUUGUUCUAGAUGUGCAGUUAGUUUUGAAAUUCCUCCAAAUUUAAAAUGGGAGACGUUAAGAUUGAUUCUGUGUGUUGUUACUCGGGGUAGUGCCAAGAUUCUUCUCAAUGGAAAACUCGUCAACGAGAGAGGGAUUGGAUCAUAUGAGAGAUGGGAUCGUAUUGGAUUACUGGAAAGUCAUGUGUGCCUUGCGUCUAUUCCAUUAUUGGAUAGGCGAAACGCGUACAAGUUUGAAGAACCACUGACGAAGCAGGGUAAUACGUGUCAAGUUAUAUUUAACUUUUUAGGCAAGUUCGCACCCGUUAAAAUUCCCUGCGGGGUCCACCUAUUAGGCCACCAGGUUGCUGAUGUCAGUGAGACUGAUGUUGUUGAUCAUGGGCCAACGCAGUUGUUGUUACCUGAUGCGAUGGCAGUGGACGAUGAUAUUUACGAUGAUCAACACCAAGACUGCGAAUUGCUUUCCUUGUCUUUAGGAUCAAAGACUAGUCUUGGCAAGAGGCCUCGCCAAUCAUAUUACAUGGCACUUCAUGAUGAUCAUCGUGCUAACAUCGUCGACAUUGGUGAUCAUGGAGCUCAAUGGCUUACCUUGUUAACGGGACCAGCGGAUCACCAAAAGAGGAGGCACAUUGAUCCUAAUGAGGAGCCAAAGCAAUGAGAGGUUCCAAAGUGGUUUAUGUGAGCCCCCGGUUCAGUUGUCGAAAGGAACCCAAUUUCCGGCAAUGGUCUGGUAAUCAAGAGGUGUGUUGAGGCGCCAUCAAUUUCUGAGAUUCCAUUUUAAGUUGCAUAAGGCAAUACAUUUCUUCUCAAUUGAUGCAUCCAGCAUUUAUCCGCGAAUGAACAAAGCCGGAUUUAUCUAAUGCUUUCAUUCCACACAUAUAUUUUGUCUAUGAUUAUUCUAUCUCAUUCACUGGAAUUGAUGUAUGUUGGGGACAAAAUGUAACAGAUUUAUCUAUUUCAUAAUUUCCAAUCAAGAUUUAUUGAA